AGCUGGAGCGGACAGGACGGCUUCGGGGAUGUGGCGGGGCCUUUGUCUCUCGCUGCAGCUGGAGCUGCAGGUCUCGCCUUCACUGCCCUGUGUCCUCUGCUCGCAGAGGCCCAGCCUCUGUGGCCCUGUGACCUGCAGGUAUUGAGAGAUCCACAGCUAAGACGCCAGGUCCCCCGGAAGCCUAGAAAUGGAGACGUUGACAUUUAGGGAUGUGGCCAUAGAAUUCUCUCUGGAGGAGUGGGAAUGCCUGAACCCUGCUCAGCAGAAUUUAUAUAUGAAUGUGAUGUUAGAGAACUACAAAAACCUGGUCUUCUUGGGUAUUGCUGUCUCUAAGCAAGACCCGAUCACCAGUCUAGAGCAAGAAAAAGAGCCCUGGAAUAUGAAGAUAUGUGAGAUCGUGGAUGAAUCCCCAGCUAUGUGUUCUUCUUUUAUCAGAGACCUUUGGCCAGAGCAAGACAUAAAAGAUUCUUUUCAACAAGUGAUACUGAGAAGACAUGGCAAAUGUGAACAUGAGAAUUUACAGUUAAGAAAAGGCUCCGCAAAUGUGGUUGAGUGUAAGGUGUACAAAAAAGGUUAUAAUGAACUAAACCAGUGUUUGACAACUACGCAGAGCAAAAUAUUUCCAUGUGAUAAAUAUAUAAAAGUCUUUCAUAAAAUUUUCAAUUCAAAUAGACACAAGACAAGACAUACUGGAGAGAAACCUUUCAAAUGUAAAAAAUGUGAUGAAUCAUUUUGCAUGCUUUUACACCUACAUCAACAUAAAAGAAUUCAUAUUAGAGAGAAUUCUUACCAAUGUGAAGAAUGUGACAAAGUGUUUAAGCGGUUCUCAACCCUUACUAGACACAAGAGAGUUCAUACUGGAGAGAAACCCUUCAAAUGUGAAGAAUGUGGCAAAGCUUUUAAGCACUCCUCAACCCUUACUACACAUAAGAUGAUUCAUACUGGAGAGAAACCCUACAGAUGUGAAGAAUGUGGCAAAGCCUUCUACCAUUCUUCACACCUUACUACACAUAAGGUAAUUCAUACUGGAGAGAAGCCCUUCAAAUGUGAAGAAUGUGGUAAAGCUUUUAACCACCCUUCAGCCCUUACUACACAUAAGUUCAUUCAUGUUAAAGAAAAACCCUACAAAUGUGAAGAAUGUGACAAAGCUUUUAACCGAUUCUCAUACCUUACUAAACAUAAGAUAAUUCAUUCUGGAGAGAAAUCUUACAAAUGUGAAGAAUGUGGCAAAGGCUUUAACUGGUCCUCAACCCUUACAAAACAUAAAAGAAUUCAUACUGGAGAGAAACCCUACAAAUGUGAAGAAUGUGGCAAAGCCUUUAAUGUGUCUUCACACCUUACUACACAUAAGAUGAUUCAUACUGGAGAGAAACCCUACAAAUGUGAAGAAUGUGGCAAAGCCUUUAACCACUCCUCAAAACUUACUAUACAUAAGAUAAUUCAUACUGGAGAGAAACCUUACAAAUGUGAAGAAUGUGGCAAAGCUUUUAACCAAUCCUCAAACCUUACCAAACAUAAGAUAAUUCAUACUGGAGAGAAACUCUACAAAUGUGAAGAAUGUGGCAAAGCUUUUAACCGAUCCUCAAACCUUACUACACAUAAGAGAAUUCACACUGGAGAGAAACCCUACAAAUGUGAAGAAUGUGGCAAAGCUUUCAACCGAUCCUCAAACCUUACUAAACAUAACAUAAUUCAUACUGGAGAGAAAUCUUACAAAUGUGAAGAAUGUGGUAAAGCCUUUAACCAAUCCUCAACUCUUACUAAACAUAGGAAAAUUCAGCAAGGCAUGGUGGCUCAUGCCUGCAAGACUCUGUCUCAAAAAAAAAAAAAAAAAGAAAAGAAAAUUCAUACUGGAAAGAAACCCUACAAUUGUGAAGAAUCUGCCAGUGCUUUCAACCAGUCCUCGAACCUUUUUAAGAAAAUAAUUUAUACUGGAGAGAAAUUCUACAAAUGUGAAGAGUAUGGCAAAGCCUUUAAUCAGUCUUCAACUCUUACUAGGCUAAAAAUUCAUACUGUACAGAAACCCUACGAGGGUGAAAAACAUGGCAAAGCCUUUAACAAGCCCUCAAUUCUUAACAGACAUAACAUGAUUUAUACUGGAAAGAAACUCUGCAAACCAGAAAGAUCUGGCAAUGCUUUUGACAACACCUCAAACUUUUCUAACCAUAAAAGAAAUUAUAUUGGUGAGAAAUCUUAGAAAUCUGAAGAAUGAGACAAAGCCUUUAAAUGGUUGUCACACUUGAUUGUAGGUAAGAUAAUUCGUACUGGAGAAAACACCUACAUGUGUGAACAAUGUGGCAAAACUUAACCAGCUGGUCCCAAUCUGACCUUACAUAAGACAAGACAUACUGGAAAGAAACCUUUCAAAUGUAAAAAAUGUGGCAAAUCAUUUUGCAUGCUUUUACACCUAAGUCAACAUAAAAGAAUUCAUAUUAGAGAGAAUUCUUACCAAUGUGAAGAAUGUGGCAAAGCUUUUAAAUGGUUCUCAACCCUUACUAGACACAAGAGAAUUCAUACUGGAGAGAAACCCUUCAAAUGUGAAGAAUGUGGCAAAGCUUUUAAGCAGUCCUCAACCCUUACUACACAUAAGAUAAUUCAUACUGGGGAGAAACCAUAUAGAUGUGAAGAAUGUGGCAAAGCCUUCAACCGGUCCUCACACCUUACUACACAUAAGAUAAUUCAUACUGGAGAGAAACCCUACAAAUGUGAAGAAUGUGGCAAAGCUUUUAACCAGUCUUCAACCCUUACUACACAUAAGUUCAUUCAUGCUGGAGAGAAACCCUACAAAUGUGAGGAAUGUGACAAAGCUUUUAAUCGAUUCUCAUACCUUACUAAACAUAAGAUAAUUCAUACUGGAGAAAAAUCUUACAAAUGUGAAGAAUGUGGCAAAGGCUUUAAUUGGUCCUCAACCCUUACUAAACAUAAAAGAAUUCAUACUGGAGAGAAACCCUACAAAUGUGAAGUGUGUGGCAAAGCCUUUAAUGAGUCCUCAAACCUUACUACACAUAAGAUGAUUCAUACUGGAGAGAAACCCUACAAAUGUGAAGAAUGUGGCAAAGCUUUUAACCGGUCCCCACAACUUACUGCACAUAAGAUAAUUCAUACUGGAGAGAAACCUUACAAAUGUGAAGAAUGUGGCAAAGCUUUUAGCCAAUCAUCAAUCCUUACUACACAUAAGAGAAUUCACACUGGAGAGAAACCCUACAAAUGUGAAGAAUGUGGCAAAGCUUUUAACCGAUCCUCAAAUCUUACUAAACAUAAGAUAAUUCAUACAGGAGAGAAAUCUUACAAAUGUGAAGAAUGUGGUAAAGCCUUUAACCAAUCCUCAACUCUUACUAAACAUAGGAAAAUUCAUACUAGACAGAAACCCUACAACUGUGAAGAAUGUGACAAUACAUUUAACCACUCCUCAAACCUUAUUAACAAAAUAAUUCAUACUGGAGAGAAACUCUACAAAUGUCAAGAAUGUGGGAAAGCCUUUAAGCAGUCCUCAACUCUUACUAAGCAUAAAAAAAUUUAUACUGUACAAAAACCCCACAAGUGUGAAAAACAUGGCAAAGCCUUUAAGAAGCCCUCAAUUCUUAACAGACAUAAGAUAAUUUAUACUGGAGAGAAACUCUACAAAUCAGAAAGAUGUGACUACUUUUGACAACGCCUCAAACUCUUCUAACCAUAAAAGUAAUUAUACUGGUGAGAAAUCCUAGAAAUCUGAAGAGUGAGAUAAAGCCUUUAAAUGGUUGUCACACUUGAUUGUAGGUGUGGUGGCUCACGUCUGUAAUCCCAGCACUUUGACAGGCUGAGCGAGGGAGUGGAUCUUGAGGUCAGCAGUUCGAGACCAGCAUGGCCAAUAUGGAGAAAUCCCGUCUCUACUAAAAAUACAAAAAUUAGCCAGGCGUGGUGACAUGUGCCUGUAAUCCCAGCUACUCAGGAGGCUGAGGCAGGAGAAUCGCUUGAACCUGGGAGGUGGAGGUUGCAAUGAGCCAAGAUCACUCCACUGCACUCCAGCCUGGGCAACAGAGCGAGACUCCAUCUCAAAAAGUAAAAUAUAUUUUCAAAUUUUCUGUAUAUUUUUCUUUGAACAUGUGGUCUGUCUGCCUGCAAACAUAUACAGACUUUUAGUUUUGAUUCACAUAGAGUUAAAUACAUGUUAGUCUAAAGACAAAUCUUAGGUGUAAGAAAAUUAUGGAGUUAAGUAUGUGUGUGUGAGUAUGAGUUUGUACAUAUUUUCAGAAGGAAAGAACAAUAUGGGAACAAAAAUCAUUUUAAUAUGAUGACUACUAUAAAACUGAAAACCUAAAAAAUGCUGAAAGCAAAUGUAUACUUUUUAGUUUGUAUUGAAUUUAUUAUUGUACAGUGUAUGACUUAGAGUUCUGAAUCUUCCCAAGCAAAUUCUCUGUAUAUACUUGCCUGGUACUCAUGCUAGACCCAUACUUUUUUUGUUUCUUACAUUUUUUUUGUUUUAUAUGUUAUGAAGUAUUCAUUAUGUGAGCUGGUCUGCGAUUAUAAGAAUUUUUAUGAAAUUUAGUGCACACAAAAUAAUCUUUAGAUGUAAUUCCAAAAGUAGUGUAUUAAGUUACAUUUUAUUUAGUGAGAGCACUCCAUUUUGUUCUUUUAAGGGGAGAACAAUAUAUAGGUUUUCUUUAGUGAUUGUUCCUUUCACUUUUUAUAAUUGACAUAAGCAUAUUUAUUGAGUCAAUUUGUUCAGCUAAGUACUAGGGAGGCUUCAUUAGUCAUGAGGAUGUUUUUAUAUAUAAAUGUAGCAAACAUAUAUUACAGUUUUCACCGUGUAAUAGAUUAUCCAUAAUCAUAAAUAUUCCUGCUGAAGUUAGUUUGUAACUUCAAGUCAAAGAUGAAAAAUAUCAGUGGUGAAGAUUGAUUGUUCAUAUGGAGAGGACAUUUUUUUUCCAGACUGUAAAACUGAAUCUUGUUGAAUUUGAAGAGAAAUUCUGGCAGAGGCAGAUGAAUCACCUGAGGUCAGGAGUUUGAGACCAGCCUGAUGAAUAUGGUGAAACCCAGUCUCUACUAAUAAACUACAAAAAUAGCCAGGCAUGGUGUUGGGUGCCUGUAAUCCCAGUUGGGAGGCUGAGGCAGGAGAAUUGCUUGAACCCGGAGGUGAAGAUUGGAGUAAGCCAAGAUUGUGCCAUUGCACUACAGCCUGGGUGACAGAGCGAGACUCCAUAUC
Pan troglodytes (chimpanzee) is the source of this 5182-nucleotide messenger RNA. RefSeq names its product zinc finger protein 85-like. Gene Ontology annotation, biological process: regulation of transcription by RNA polymerase II. Gene Ontology annotation, molecular function: RNA polymerase II cis-regulatory region sequence-specific DNA binding; DNA-binding transcription activator activity, RNA polymerase II-specific. The record is from RefSeq and is a predicted model, not a curated record. Gene Ontology annotation, cellular component: nucleus. Lineage: Eukaryota; Metazoa; Chordata; Mammalia; Primates; Hominidae.